Erythranthe guttata (spotted monkey flower) is the source of this 2787-nucleotide messenger RNA. Its product is annotated as zinc finger BED domain-containing protein RICESLEEPER 1-like. Gene Ontology annotation, molecular function: protein dimerization activity; DNA binding. NCBI's taxonomy places the organism in Eukaryota, Viridiplantae, Streptophyta, Magnoliopsida, Lamiales, Phrymaceae. The record is from RefSeq and is a predicted model, not a curated record.
GGUAUUAUGGAAUGAAAACCCCUACUUAAUAGUAAAAUUAACAUGUUAAAUUGACAAUAAUCCAGACUUCAAAUAAAAAAUUGAAACCAACAACUAAAUGGUACUAUUUGAUAUAUUACAAUGUACCAUUUUAAUUAAUUAAAAAAAAAAAAAUUGAUUUUGAGAAAAUUGAAAUAUCAUACUGUUACUAGAGAAUCAACCAAACCCGACCCAGAACCCGGGUACUACUAAACCAAACCAUGGUAAAACGGAUCCAAUUUCCCGGGUUGACUUACCAACCCAGAUAUCCGGUUCAUACCAUACCCAAAUCUGAAAACCUACGGACCCUAUAACCCUUUUACCCUCUUUCGGAUCCUCCGAUCGGACUCUCUCUGCAAACUUCCACCACCGCCCGGAAUUCUCACCCGCAGAGACGAGAUAUUCUUGAUACCUUGCGCAUGUCAUGGAAAUAGUAAGUGAGGUUCCUGCCAAGAAAACGAAGAGGUUGACUUCCGUCGUGUGGAAUCACUUCGAGAGAGUGAGAAAGGCAGACGCACAAUAUGCAAUUUGCAUCCAUUGCAAAAAGAAACUGAGUGGGUCCAGUAACAGCGGUACAACACAUUUAAGGAAUCAUUUACUCCGUUGUCUGAAGAGAUCAAAUUACGACGUUUCUCAAAUACUCUCCGCAAAGAGGAAGAGAAAAGAAACUAGCCAAAGCCCUAUCGGCCAAAGCAAUCUCGGCCUUACAUCUAUCAACUAUGAAGACGGAAAAAUAAAAGAUGAAAUCCUCAUUCCUAUGCCUCUUAAGGUCGAGCUGGAGCAAAAGAAAGAAGACAUAAACCAAACCAUCAAUCUAGGAAGUGUUAAGUUUGAUCAAGAGCGUAGUCGGUUGGAUCUUGCUCGAAUGAUUAUGUUGCAUGGUUAUCCUCUGGCGAUGGUAGACCAUGUUGGGUUCAAAAUAUUUGUCAAGAAUCUGCAGCCCAUGUUCGAGGUCAACAACAAUGGUGCCGUUGAAAUCGACUGCAUGGCAAUCUAUGAAAAGGAGAAACAGAAAGUAUAUGAUGCCAUUCAUUAUCUACAUGGUAGAAUAAGCCUUUCACUGGACAUGUGGGGCUCGCCAGAGAGUUCCGAGUAUAUUUCGCUGACAGCUAACUUUAUCGAUGAGGACUGGAGGCUGCAAAAAAAGAUGCUUAAUUUCAUAUCAUUGGAUCCAUCGCACACAGACGAUGUACUUUCGGAAGUUAUUAUCAAGAGUUUGACAGACUGGACUAUCGAUCGAAAGCUGUUUUCCAUGACGUUUGACGAUUGUUCCUCCUAUGAAAUUAUGGUUUUCAAGAUUAAGGAUUGGUUGUCCCAGAACAGACCUCUUUUAAAGGGUGGCGAGUUGUUCGACGUGCGGUGUGUUACGCAUCUUUUGAAGUCUAUUGUACAAGAAGUCAUGGAAUCGUGUCGAGAUUUGAUACACAAAAUUCGGGAAUGUAUAAGGCACGUUAAAAGUACACAAGCAUUGCUCGCGAAAUUUAACGAAAUUUCUGAACAAGUAGGAAUCAGUAGCGGUAGGCGUCUAAUUCUUGAUUGUCCGAUGCAAUGGAAUUCAACCUACAUGAUGAUUGUAUCAGCAGUAGAAUACAGGGCUGCCUUUUGUCUUCUGCAAGAGAACGAUCACUCCUACUCAAAGACAUUAACCGAAACAGAGUGGGAAUGGGCUUGUUCAAUUGCAGGUUACUUGAAAGUUCUCCUCGAGUUCACUAAUGUCAUCGUGGGAAACAAAUAUCCAACCACAAACAUAUUUUUCCCAGAGAUAUGCGACUUGCACAUCCAAUUAAACGAUUGGUGUAAAACCCCUGACGAUUUUCUGAGCUCUGUGGCAUUGAAGAUGAAACUCAAGUUCGACACAUACUGGAGCAAGUGCAGCUUGGUUUUAGCUAUAGCAACAAUUCUUGACCCUCGUUUCAAAAUGAAAUUGGUCGAGUACUAUUUUAAGCAGAUUUACGGCAGUGCCGCCUCAGAUCGAAUCAAAGAAGUCUCUGCUGGUUUAAGGGAACUCUUUAACGAGUACUCCAUGAGCCCAUCUUCGUUCGAUCAAGAUUCAAAUCUACUUGGCGGCAGCUUAUCGAGUAGCAGCGGCGGUUCGAGAGAUAAACUCAAGGGUUUCGACAAGUUUCUGUUCGAAACUUCGCAAAGUCAGAACAUUUCGUCCGAUUUGGACAAGUAUUUGGAGGAGCUCGUUUUUCCACGUAAUUGCGAUUUCAGCAUAUUGAAUUGGUGGAAAGUCCACACACCGAGGUAUCCAAUCUUAUCUAUGAUGGCCCGUGAUGUUCUUGGAAUUCCCGUUUCUACCCUUGCACCGGAUGUAGCAUUUAGUAACAGUGGUAGAGUUCUUGAUCAGUAUCAUAGUUCGAUUAGUCCAGAUACUAGAGAAGCUUUACUCUGUGGGCAAGAUUGGUUGAGAAUCGAACCAGAAGCCACUAACUUGGCACUGAGCUAUUCUUCUCCAAUGCCACUUGCCGUCGAAACAAGUUGAUAUAGUAUACGGUAACGGUUUUUAUAGACUGAAAAGCGGAGAUUGUGCUGACUCUUUCGGGUUUUUUUUUUAUUUCGAUUUUUAGGUUUGAUGUAGAUCUGUUAGAUGAACAAUUAUGUUAUCUGCCCAUAGAAUUAUUUUGUUAAACGGACUAUUGCUUUUAAACAAUAAGGGCAUUUUUCUUCUGUUAGUUUUCUUGAUAUGAAGUAGAAGAUAAACAGUGUAAUAUAACAUCUGUAUUAUUAAUAAUUAUAAUAGAGAUCUCUGAAUUCUGAGAUGCACAA